Messenger RNA from Didymodactylos carnosus, 1645 nucleotides. The record is from the annotation of a GenBank genome assembly. Lineage: Eukaryota; Metazoa; Rotifera; Eurotatoria; Philodinida; Philodinidae.
AUUCUAGAGACGUCAUUCGAUAGAGAAUCAAAAACUGAACAAAUGUAGGAUUUUUUCGGCGUUCGCAUAUGACGCGAUCGCGAUUUUCUACGGGUUUUUCAGUAACAUAAUUUGUUUGCCUGAAUUUAGUUACGAAAAUUUUGUUUUAAUUCAACUUUUUUUAAAAUUUAUAUGUUAAAAUUAACUUUUUAAAUAUGUUAGGCGUCAUCCAUAUAUCACGUUAUCAAUGAGAGGGGGGGGAGGGUUCGUUAAAAGAUAACGCUUGAUCACCCGAUGAGGGGAGGUGAAGGUCGUGAGUGAUAAUGUGAUCUUUCUGUUACACUGUCCGGUCAGUCACGUAACUAAUCCUUUCUCUCUUGCCCAAUGAUUAUCAAAAAAGCAGACAGAGAAAGAGAAAAGAACAGGUUUCUAAUUGGAAUUUUGAACAGCGCAUACAGAAACGUGGUAAUUCGUGGAUUUUGUCGUUCUAUCUUUUCCUAUUGGUUGAUACAGAGCGUAUUUCCAGAGAGAAUAAAUGGUAGUGAAGACAUUUGUCUUUUCUACUCUCCAGAGAUGAACCAUGUGAAGUAAGGUAUUUCUGCAAACUCUAUUCUGAAAAAAGUGAAUAAGAUUCAAUUGAUACUUGUCUAUUUCUGCUUUCUUUGAUUAUUGAUAUAUUUUUUAGAUAAUGAACAGUAAAAGUGACAGUAAGAGAAAAUCAACUUCUCUGUAUGACCGAUUUAUUAAUGCAUUUGUUGAUCAACAUAAAGGAACACGAAAAGAUGCUUAUGCCGAUGGAAAUACCAGAUGGAAAUCAUUAAAAUUAGAAGGGCAUGAUGAAAUUGAAGAAGAAAUUAGUCGUAUGAUAAUUGAAGGGAGAAAAGGGAAUCCCAAAACUCAAACAUUAUUUACUUCUUGGGCUUCAGCUAAUAAAUCGUAUAGUUAUCAGCUAUUAUCAACAUCGAAUCUAUCAUCAGAACUUAGUGAUAAAUCAACACCCUUACUUUCGUUAUCAGUUGUUAGUGAAAAACCAUUAGUCAGUUCUCCAGAAUCAAAUGAUAAAAGUAAACAGGAACAACCAAAUUUAACGUCAAAAGUAGAAGUUUUCGAUAAAACUCCAUGUCCUCAACAAGAAAUUGUUAAAAAACAGUUAUCUGAUAUAGAAACAUCAUUAGCUGGUUACAUUUCUUUAAAAAAUAAAAAUCUUCUAACAAGUGAAAAUCUUAUCUCAAUGAGAUCAUUAAAUAAACAACGAGAGAAAUUAAGAAAAACUUUGAAGCGUCUUGAACAAGUUCGUGUUGCCAAUGCUAAAUCACGUCGAAAUAAACAGUUAAAAUUAAAAAGUUUAAAUGAAAAAUAUCCACAGAUAUUUAAAGAGUUUGACAUUUUGCCACAAGAAUCGAGUGGCCGUCCUCAUAUCGAGGCUCAAACUGGUCAAAAUGCUUUAUUGGAUGUUAUCGCCGAAAUCGCUGGUGGUGGUGGAGCAGCAGAUCGACAACGUAGUACAAAUUUAAUAGCAGCAUGUAUGUCGUUGGAUGAUUUACAUAAGGAACUUAUAAAGCGUGGAUUCAAAUUAAGUCGUAGUUCAACGUAUUUAAGGUUGAUCCACAUAGAAUUAACACAAGUGAAGGUAAACGGCAUGUUAAAACAGCACCAGUUAAAUUGA